Anopheles maculipalpis is the source of this 624-nucleotide messenger RNA. RefSeq lists its product as uncharacterized. Lineage: Eukaryota; Metazoa; Arthropoda; Insecta; Diptera; Culicidae. The record is from RefSeq and is a predicted model, not a curated record. Bases 1 to 624 code for a protein of 207 amino acids. The transcript has 2 exons.
AUGGUGUUCCGGUUUUGCGGCGUACAGCUUGCGAAGCUUCAUCAGCUCCUGUUGCGUAAGCAUCAAAAAUUGCUGUUUACCUCGCUGUUGAUUGGUUUGACCACUGCAACCGCUCACUGGCAAUCCAAUCGCCAUCCCGCCCUGAUGAAUCAUUUCCACGAAAAUUUACGCACCUUUCCGUGGGAAAUUUCGUUCGGUGCCUUCGCCCUCCUGUCCAUCGGUGCCCUGCUCUCCUACGGCUUAUACCGGCACUAUCGCUGCGGCAAGGAACGUCGAGUAAGGGCAUCGGUACAGCAACGAUACAUCGACUACAUUGUGCUUUGUCUAAUGGUAAGCGUAGCCAAAGCUGCCCGCCAACAUCUGCACUGCCCCGACAAGGAGGGACUAGCGUUGCAGCAGCUGGAAGAAUAUCGGCGUGACAUCGAGGUCGCCAUCGCUCGCUUUCGGGCCAGUGCGAGAAAACUGUUUCAGGAACCACCAGCAACGUUUGCCAAUUCGAACGCCUUUCUCGAACGAUACUUCCGGCUUGAUGACGAACGAUUCGGAGAGGAGAUCCUGGCACUGAAGCGAGACGCAGGAUCUCUGAUGAACGUACCUACCAUCAAAGGAUUGCUAAACUGGUAA